AACCCUCACCAAGUAGUUCCUUCUUGAAACAUAAAUAUGUCCGCCGAAUUCGCUGAAAAGCCUGUCGACCCUAAGGUUGAAGAGCUCGAGGAUGAGCUUCCCGAGCUCGAGGAGAGUGAGAUCAGCGCUGCUGAUACUCCCCAAUCUCGUGGUGAGAAGAAGGCUCGCAAGGCCAUCAAGGCCCUCGGCUUGAAGAAGGUUGAUGGUAUCACCCGCGUCACCAUGCGCCGUCCCCGUGGUGUCUUGUUGGUUGUUGCCAAGCCCGAUGUCUACAGAAGUGUCAACUCUGACACCUACAUCGUUUUCGGUGAAUCUUCCGUUGAAGACAUGAACGCUCAGGCUCAAGCUGCUGCUGCCCAACAACUUGCUGCUGAAACCGAGACCUCCGAGCAAACCGAGACUGCUGCUCAAGAAGAUGAGGAGGAAGGUGAAGUUGAUGCCACUGGUGUUGAGGACAAGGAUAUUGAGUUGGUUGUUUCCCAAGCCAACGUCAGCCGCAGCAAGGCUAUCAAGGCCCUCAAGAACAACAACAAUGACAUUGUCAACGCCAUCAUGGAACUCACUAUGUAAAAUUUGUUUCAUUGUUUGAUUUGGCCAGUAGAGUACAGCGAAUCUCUACCGAGUUGCGUUCGCUCAUUUGAAAAAGACUAUAACCAUUAAAAAGUCGUUUUUUUUUUCUUCAAAUUUGAAUCAGUUGAUAAUGUCUGUAUUGCUUACGGUAACCUUGUCGUGUAUGG
Messenger RNA from Umbelopsis ramanniana AG, 737 nucleotides. RefSeq lists its product as uncharacterized. NCBI's taxonomy places the organism in Eukaryota, Fungi, Mucoromycota, Umbelopsidomycetes, Umbelopsidales, Umbelopsidaceae. The transcript has 4 exons. Gene Ontology annotation, biological process: protein targeting to membrane. Gene Ontology annotation, cellular component: nascent polypeptide-associated complex; cytoplasm. Bases 37 to 570 code for a protein of 177 amino acids. The record is from RefSeq and is a predicted model, not a curated record.